GUCCGUCGCGCCGGCCGGCGGGAGGCGGGCUGGCGGCGGUAGCGGUCGCCCGCUGGGUUGCGUGACCGCGGGGUCUGCGUCCGCUCCCUCCGCCCUCCGCCCUCCGCCCUUCGCCUCGCCCGGGCCUCCGCAGCCCGGCAACGGCCGUCAUGGUGCCGUCGGCACACCUUGCGCGGCCCCGCUGAGCCUCCGUGCGGCGGCGAGCGCGGUCGAGGUCGCCAUGCCUACCCGAGUAUGCUGCUGCUGUUCUGCUUUGCGUCCUCGCUACAAACGCCUGGUGGACAACAUAUUCCCUGAAGAUCCAAAAGUAAUUUGAUCUACAUCUACUGAUCCUUCUCUUUGCUGACCCAUUCUGCCCCCCGCUGACCUCCCUAAGGAUGGCCUUGUGAAAGCUGAUAUGGAGAAAUUAACAUUUUAUGCCGUAUCUGCUCCAGAGAAACUGGAUCGAAUUGGUUCUUACCUGGCAGAAAGGUUGAGCAGGGAUGUUGUCAGACAUCGUUCUGGGUAUGUUUUGAUUGCUAUGGAGGCACUGGACCAACUUCUCAUGGCUUGCCAUUCUCAAAGCAUUAAGCCAUUUGUAGAAAGCUUUCUUCAUAUGGUGGCAAAGCUGCUGGAAUCGGGGGAACCAAAGCUUCAAGUUCUUGGAACAAAUUCUUUUGUCAAAUUUGCAAAUAUUGAAGAAGACACACCAUCCUAUCACAGACGUUAUGACUUUUUUGUGUCUCGAUUCAGUGCCAUGUGUCAUUCCUGUCAUAGUGACCCAGAAGUACGAACAGAGAUACGAAUUGCCGGAAUUAGGGGAAUUCAAGGUGUGGUUCGCAAAACAGUUAACGAUGAACUUCGGGCCACCAUUUGGGAACCUCAGCAUAUGGAUAAGAUUGUUCCAUCUCUCCUGUUUAACAUGCAAAAGAUAGAAGAAGUUGACAGUCGCAUAGGCCCUCCUUCUUCUCCUUCUGCAACUGACAAAGAAGAGAAUCCUGCUGUGCUGGCUGAAAACUGCUUCAGAGAACUACUGGGACGAGCAACUUUUGGGAAUAUGAAUAAUGCUGUUAGACCAGUUUUUGCGCAUUUAGAUCAUCACAAACUGUGGGAUCCCAAUGAAUUUGCAGUUCACUGCUUUAAAAUUAUAAUGUAUUCCAUUCAGGCCCAGUAUUCUCACCAUGUGAUUCAAGAGAUUCUAGGACACCUUGAUGCUUGUAAAAAAGAUGCUCCCCGGGUUCGGGCAGGUAUUAUUCAGGUUCUGUUAGAGGCUGUCGCCAUUGCUGCUAAAGGUUCCAUAGGUCCAACAGUGCUGGAAGUCUUCAAUACCCUUUUGAAGCAUCUGCGUCUCAGUGUUGAAUUUGAAGCAGAUGAUUUACAGGGGGGAUCUGUAGGCAGUGCCAACUUAAACACAAGUUCCAAAGACAAUGAUGAGAAGAUUGUGCAGAACGCUAUCAUCCAAACAAUAGGAUUUUUUGGAAGUAACCUGCCAGAUUAUCAGAGGUCAGAAAUCAUGAUGUUCAUUAUGGGGAAAGUACCUGUUUUUGGAACAUCUACCCAUACUUUGGAUAUCAGUCAACUAGGGGAUUUGGGAACCAGGAGGAUUCAGAUAAUGUUGUUGAGAUCUUUGCUUAUGGUAACCUCUGGAUACAAAGCAAAGACGAUUGUUACUGCACUGCCGGGGUCUUUCCUGGAUCCUUUGUUAUCACCAUCUCUCAUGGAAGACUAUGAACUGAGACAGCUGGUCUUAGAAGUAAUGCAUAAUCUCAUAGAUCGCCAUGAUAAUAGGGCAAAGCUUCGAGGUAUCAGAAUAAUACCAGAUGUAGCUGACCUAAAGAUAAAAAGAGAAAAAAUCUGCAGACAAGACACAAGUUUCAUGAAAAAGAAUGGGCAACAGCUAUAUCGUCACAUAUAUUUGGGUUGUAAAGAGGAAGACAACGUUCAGAAAAACUAUGAACUACUUUAUACUUCUCUUGCUCUUAUAACUAUUGAACUUGCUAAUGAAGAAGUAGUUAUUGAUCUCAUUCGAUUGGCCAUUGCUUUACAGGACAGUGCAAUUAUCAAUGAGGAUAAUUUGCCAAUGUUCCAUCGUUGUGGGAUCAUGGCACUGGUUGCAGCGUAUCUCAACUUUGUCAGUCAGAUGAUAGCUGUCCCUGCAUUUUGCCAGCAUGUUAGCAAGGUUAUUGAAAUUCGAACUAUGGAAGCUCCUUAUUUUCUACCAGAGCAUAUCUUCAGAGAUAAGUGCAUGCUUCCAAAAUCUUUAGAGAAGCAUGAGAAAGAUUUGUACUUUCUGACCAACAAGAUUGCGGAGUCACUAGGUGGAAGCGGAUAUAGUGUUGAGAGAUUGUCAGUACCAUAUGUACCGCAAGUAACAGAUGAAGAUCGACUUUCUAGAAGAAAAAGCAUUGUGGACACCGUAUCCAUUCAGGUGGAUAUUUUAUCCAACAAUGUUCCUUCUGAUGAUGUGGUUAGUAACACUGAGGAAAUCACUUUUGAAGCAUUGAAGAAAGCAAUUGAUACCAGUGGAAUGGAAGAACAGGAAAAGGAAAAGAGGCGUCUUGUGAUAGAGAGAUUUCAGAAAGCACCUUUUGAAGAAAUAGCAGCACAGUGUGAAUCCAAAGCAAAUUUGCUUCAUGAUAGACUUGCUCAAAUAUUGGAACUCACCAUACGUCCUCCUCCCAGUCCAUCAGGAACACUGACCAUCACUUCUGGGCAUGCCCAAUACCAAUCUGUCCCAGUCUAUGAGAUGAAGUUUCCAGAUCUGUGUGUGUACUGAUGGGCUUAUGAAGACUUCAACAUAUGAUUUGUAAAGCCUAAAAAUCACGGCCAAGCUGAGCUUUCAGGGUUUACUUAAUGUGUAUUAACAUACUUCAUGAAAAUAAUGAUGGCACUUAUCUUUAACCAAAUGCUUGGCAUACUGUAUUAGAAGUUUUGGAGCUAUAUAUAAUUUUGAGUACUUUCGAAGAUAGAUUUAUGCCAUGUUAAUUUGCUUUGAGGUUCCUGUUGCCUUUUAAAGUUGAACAUGCUUUGAUUUCACUGUAUUCCACUGUUAAGUAGUAUAUUUUAAACUUUUCACAAAGGUAAUUUAAAAAAAAAAAAAGUAAGCCUUCAGAGGAUUGAGACUGUGUAAAUUGUUUAUUUCUUAAACGUCUACACAGCUGCUUAGAUGUAGAAAUUUUGUUGUUUUCUGCAAAGACAGAUACAUUCAAAUAUAUUCCUAGUCCUGGGGCUGCAAAACUGUUUGGUGGCUUUUUGUCCCCAUGCUUUAGAUAAGCUGGGAUAGGCACCUUGCUAUUCAUUUACUAUAAUAAUAUGUGAUAGGCAUUCCUCAUCUUGUUCACAAUAAGAGGACAUCUGUUGUAUAGCAUUCCUUGAACAUGACCCUGAAAACGCCAUACUUUAAAUUGUCCGGUUCUUGUAAUACUGUGUUUCCUGCCAAGAGUUUGACCAUUCUGCUUGAGAACUGUAGAGCUUACUCUUGGAGUACCAAACCGUGCAAUAUUUUCACAUCAUAAGAUGUAUUAGUUUACAGGCUGUGCUUUGAAAUUGUAGUAUUUUGCUGUGGCUCCAUAAAUUAAAUGAGAUAUAUAUUUAGUACAGAAAAAAAGACAUUUAAAACAGCUACUAGUUCACCUGUGAAGAGUCUGUACUUUUUGAUUUCCAUUAAGAGCACAUUUAUUUACAUUUGUAUAUUGUGCAUUGUUUUAAAUCCUCAUAGUCAAAAAGUUCUGCAGGUGGAAUUUUAAUUUGUAAGAUUUGAACUGACUUGUAUGCAUCUGUUUAGAAUUAGUUAGUUAUAUUUGAAAAACUGCCUGUGUUUUAACAAUCAAGUGUGCUAAAGUUCGUCAAUUUAAGCUACUUUUGAUUUCAGCUACCAAGAUCACAGGUGCACUCUACACAUACACUGACAGCCCCAUAACAUUAGGUACAUCUUAGUGAAUUUAUCACAUGGUAAAAUGAACAGCUUUCUUUGUAACUCAUAAAAUUCUCUUAGGACAUUUUUAUAAAGUCACCUGUUUAUAGUUCUAUCUUUUCAGAUUCCUUUUUUUUUUUUUUUUUUUUUUACAUGAAACAGCCUACAUACCAAAAACUGUAGCCUAGAAAACAGUUUAAUUUUUAAUUUUUGUUUUUGUUUAAAAAAAUUGCAGUGAAGAAUGGGAUGUUUGUGUUUAUGGUUAUUUGGGCACCUUUAGUAGGAACAGAAAAAAGUAGAGAAAUGAUAAUAGGACAAGCAUACUUGAAAAUUUUUGAAUACUUAAACAAAAGUGGAACAUCUUGAAAAACAGUCUGGUCAUUGAGACCUAUGAAAUGACACCCAAACAUCCUGGGCUGCUUAUUUAAUGUGGAUCAACAAGACUUGUUUCAGAAUGACGGAGGAGUCGUCGUCACUGGAGAACUGAAGGGCCCUGUCACAGUUGUCACUGGAACUUUGCCUCUUGAUGAGGUAAAAUGCUUCACCAAUCAAUAAAGUCAAGUUGGUUUUUUUUCUUUUCUUUUUUUUUUUUUAAAUUUCCCCUUUUUCCUUCUAUAUUUUUAAAGAAGGAUGUUAAUUUUUGAAUAUAUAUUUUAAAAAAUCUAAGCAGGGGGACAUGCAAAAACAAUCAUCAUCCAGUUGGAUGUCAUUUUAUAGAUUAACACUGUGUGCUUUUGUAUGGAAAAAAUAUAUAUAAUUUAAUAGUAUAAAAAAUAAAAUAUAUAUUCAUUUGCACUCAUGUGAAACACAAACUUUGCUCUACAAAAUUUCAUGUUUCUUAGUGAUUUUAAAAUGCAUGUACUGCAUGUAAAGAAAAACCGUUACAAUUAAUGUUUAUCACACCUUUACCUUGGUCUUUGUUGAUUUGAGUUUUGUUGGGGUUUGUGUUACUGUUUUGAAAUCACAGUAGGCUUCUAUAUGGAUUUCUGAACUGGUCUUGUUGACAAGGAUUCCCAAGAAAUGGAUCUUUUCACUGGCUGACUCUCCCAUGUCUGCAGGAGAUUCUGCAGGAACUGGGUUUGCACACGGUGUUGUAGCCAGUUCAGGUACUGAACAUUUAGGAUUUGUUGAAGUUCAUUGUAUUGCUAUAUUUUUGUAGAUUAUAUAUAAAGUGCUUAAAUAAAUUGUUAAUCAUUCUCUUUUUGCUGUAUAGAGUUGUUUGUAUCACUCUUUCUUUCAUGACACUGAACAGUUAACAUUUAAAUGUUCUUCCCGUACUUGUGUUGACUGUGACCACUUAUAUACAGUUUUGCUGUUGUUGGAGUUUACCUGAAUACAUAUGCGUGCGCACACACAUACUUCCUUAAUACUUCUGAACUCAUUAUCUUUUAGAAUAAUACUACACUUUACCAGCAAUUAACUUCUCUCUACCCCAAAUGUCUGAAAAUGGAACUAAUUUGUCUUAUUCAAUACCCAUAUCUGUAUUAAAUGUAAUGAAGUUAGUUUUUUAAA
This is a messenger RNA of Saimiri boliviensis boliviensis (Bolivian squirrel monkey), 5404 nucleotides long. RefSeq names its product EFR3 homolog A (gene EFR3A). Gene Ontology annotation, cellular component: plasma membrane. Gene Ontology annotation, biological process: protein localization to plasma membrane. The record is from RefSeq and is a predicted model, not a curated record. Lineage: Eukaryota; Metazoa; Chordata; Mammalia; Primates; Cebidae.